This is a messenger RNA of Loa loa (African eye worm), 771 nucleotides long. RefSeq lists its product as hypothetical. NCBI's taxonomy places the organism in Eukaryota, Metazoa, Nematoda, Chromadorea, Rhabditida, Onchocercidae. The record is from RefSeq and is a predicted model, not a curated record. The coding region runs from base 1 to 771 and encodes 256 amino acids. The transcript is spliced from 5 exons.
AUGACAAAUUUGAUACAGGUAUCACUGUUCGGAUUUAUUAGCAAUGGCUUAUCACUUUAUAUCAUAACAACAAAUUCGCAAUUUCGGAAUGCUUAUGGAGCUCUUUCUACCGUCGGCUUGCUGUAUAAUAUACAGACAUUAUCAAUUUUGCUGAUAUGGGAAGCAGUUGUUAUAAUAGGUUCAAGGGAAUUAUCAACACCGACAUCUUUCAUCGCCUUAAUACCCGGCUGCUUGGCAAGUGUAUCUUCUUACGGUUUACUAUUGGUGCAUUUCUUGCUUGCAGUGAAUAGAUAUUGUGCACUUGCACAUCCUCUAAAAUAUCAUCGUUUUUGGUCUGUAGCAAAAGCUCGCCGAGCAGGAAUUAUUGGAUAUUUCUUCGGGUUCCUGCCAUGUUUUCCGAGCAUUUUUGAACCAUGUAUCCUCAUUUUUAAUACGGAAUUGGGUUUCUAUUGGAGCUAUGGCACUACAAGUUGUGGUUACCUCAAUUCGAUCUUCGAUUUAAUAUACACUUCUUCAUUGUCGAUUAUAACAGGGUGCAUCAACUUCAUAACGCUUAUUAAAAUUAAAAAUCAGAAAAAGCCGGGUAACACUGCACGUUCCAUCAAUCAUAAACGUGAAGUAUUAUUUUUUAAACAGUCGUGCAUUAGCGGGCUUAUCAUCAUCAUAAUUAAUAUUUUCUUCGUUACUGGUCCGUACUAUCUUAGCAAUAAAUGGGCUUUAUUUGCUUCGACUACAAUUGCAUGGCAAGUGGCGCAUGUUUUAGAUGGGUAA